UUGCUCAUUGACUACUGACAAGUAUGUCAAAAGCUGUGGUAUGUGUGUGUUGUCCUGUCUGUUGGAAAAUGAAAAUAAAAUGUCCUUUCCUGUAAAUGAAAUACAUACUGUAUACUGUUACAUUUUACAAAGGGUAUGUUACUGAAUUUAAAUGUUGCUCCAAAUAUUGAAUACUCAAUAUUACUCAAUAUAUUCAUUACAUUAUCUGUAUAUUACGUACCAAAGCUGGUGGGGUGGGGGACUGGGUGUUACACCAAUACAUAUUGAAUAGUGAAUACAACCACUGAAUGUCAUUGAUGUUGGUUUGACAAAUAAUAUGCACGCCCUUACUUCCAGGUAUAGCAAUAAGCAGGAAUUUCUGCAAGAGUGUACUGCACUGGAUCCCCGCUUUAAAGUGUCAUGUGUGAAUGCAGAGCAGCAACAUGAGGUGUACCACAGACUUGCAGUUGAAGCAGCUAAUAUGAAACCACGACUUGUGUCUGUGAAGGUGGAACCAACCACAUCAACCGCAACAGUUGCUGAUGACCUACCUGCAUUGCCAGUCAUGCUACCAGAUAUGGAAUCAGCUGAUGCACAGUCUGAUGUCAAACCAGUUGAUGAUGUCACUACAACCUCGACAAAGAUCACAAGUGACCUCACUACUCAGUCUAGUUGUGCCAGUGGUGGUUUAGCCUCCAUUUUAGGUGAUGUUGUUUUCAUAAAGGAGAAGAUGUUACCCAAGAAAUCCAACUUGGAACAGGCAAUAUUCGAAAUUGAUGUCUUCAAAGGUCACGCGCUUAUACCGAUGUCAGAAGACCCACUGGUAUGGUGGAAAGAACACCACUGGCAGCUUCCUCUUCUCUCACAGUUAGCCAGGAAACGGUUGUGUAUUCCAGCCACAUCAGUACCAUCAGAACGCGUGUUCAGUACAGCUGGGGACAUUGUCACAGCACAGAGGGCCGCACCCAAUCCUGAAGUUGUGGACAUGCUCAUAUUCUUGAAGAAAAAUAUGGCCUAAAACAUUUAACCUGACACCUGAAACUAAUAAAGAUCAUUAAAAAAUGCAUGCCUCCUUAUUUUAUUAAAAAAACAACCCAUAAAUAUUAAAUAUAAAUAAUAUCAACUAUAUCGCAAUACAUAUCGCAAUAUGGUUUCUUAUAUUGCAAUAUAUCGCAAUACGGUUUCGACCGUAUCGUUGCACCUAGUGGUCAUAUGGGUUAGAAAAAGUACACCCGAGGUGAUGGAAAUUUUGACAUAAACAUACAAAGAUGACCAAAAAAGUCAUUUGAUAAUUUUAUUAUAAAAAAAUUACACUAUCAUAUUCGCAGUGUUUUCAUGUUAAAUAGAAUAAAAAGGCUUUUAUG
Molecule: messenger RNA, 1343 nt
Organism: Gigantopelta aegis
Lineage: Eukaryota; Metazoa; Mollusca; Gastropoda; Neomphalida; Peltospiridae
Product: E3 SUMO-protein ligase ZBED1-like
Exons: 2
Coding region: 317-997 (226 amino acids)
Molecular function (GO): protein dimerization activity
Source: RefSeq, a predicted model, not a curated record